CGUUUUUGUUUUUGUUUUUGUUUUGUUGUUUUUCGGCUGGUAAGAGUUAGUAAGUCAAUUCUAGCUCUUGAUGGUUUAUUAAAGAGUCUAUAUCAUCUCUAACGAACUGAAGCCCUGAGCAAGAUCGUGGAGGGAAUAGUGCCAAGUCGGCAACUUUUUGAUUUUCUCAAUUUACUUAUUGGGUUUUUUGAUUGAUUUAGUGUUCCCAAAAAACAUUUUUUAACGAAAAGUUGGUUUCAAGCCCGUCAAUUCUUAUGUUUCAAGUAAUAAAAAAACCGUUUUUAGAGCAUGGAUAUCUAAGCGAAGGCACCUCACGACAUGCUUUUCGUCGACUGAAUUCUCACUAUAUAAACUACCCUUUGGAAUUAUCACUCCAGAAUAAUUAGAGGAGAAUGAAAUCCUUAGAAAGAUUCCUCUUCGCCGAAAACUAGUAACGAGACAGGAGUAUCAAUGUUUAUCUAACUAUAUGCCUCCACUGGCUUAUAAAAAAUCAAUCUAACUUUUGUGUUCGACAAUGUAUUAAGUUGAGAGAAAAAAUCAUAUCCGAUCAGUAUAUAUAUAUAUAUAUAUAUAAGUGGAGAAUGGAAGUAGAAAUUAUUUCCAAAGAGAGCAUUAAACCAUCUUCGCCAACACCUUGUCAUCUCAGAAUUUUCAAGCUUUCUGUUUUGGACCAGCUGAUUCCUGCUCCUUAUGCUCCAAUUAUCCUCUUCUAUCCUUCAGGUCUUGUUGACGUUCCAAAGAAGUUAGAAUCCCUAAAGAAAUCUUUAUCAAACACCUUAACCCGGUUCUACCCACUGGCUGGAGAGAUCAAAGACGACCUCUCCAUCGAUUGCAACGACCAAGGUGCUCAUUAUGUAGAAGCCACAGUCCACUGUCCUCUCCGUCAGUUUCUUUCCAAACCGGAUCUCUUAUUGCUCCAUCGAUUCCUUCCUUGCGAACUCGUGUUGAAGGAAUCCGACACGAGAACUAAUUACGUGACGAACAUUCAAAUAAAUGUCUUUGAGUGUGGAGGAAUUGCAGUUGGAAUAUGCAUUUCCCAUAAGAUCCUUGACGGUUCUGCUUUGAGCACCUUUCUCAAAGCCUGGGCUUCCACAGCUGGCUGCUGCAAACAAGAAAUAGUACAACAACCCAAUUUCCAGGAGGCGACGAAUUCCCUAUUCCCUACAAACGAUCUAUUGCUCAGAGACACGUCAAUUGUUAUGUUCGAUUCCUUGUUCAGGAAAGGCAAAUGCGUCACCAAGAGAUUUGUGUUUGAUGCUUCCGCCAUAUCCAUUCUCAAAGCUCGAGCAAGCAGCGAGCGCGUGCAACAACCUACGCGUAUUGAGGCGGUCUCGGGUUUCAUAUGGCAAUGCGCCAUAGCUGCCUCUAAAGUGAAACACGGUUCCCCUUGGCCAAGGCCGUCCUUGGUGACCCAUCUGGUGAACCUGCGCAGAAGGGUUGCACCGCCAUUAUCAGAUUCAGAGUAUUCCAUUGGAAAUCUGCUCUGGAUAGCGGCCGCGAAGUCCCCGUCGGCGUCGGCGGAAGAUGAUGAGGAAGGAAUGAGAGGCCUGGUGAGUGAGCUGAGGGAUGCGUUGUCAAAGGUUGACUCCGAAUAUGUAAAAAGGCUGCGAGGUGAGGAAGGGAACAGUGUGAUGUGCGAGUGUCUAAAGGAAAUAGGAGAGGAGGGGUCCAAAGGGGGGAGUGGAUUGUUUAGGGUUCAGCAGUUGGUGUAAUCUUGGGUUCUAUGAAACAGAUUUCGGGUGGGGGAAGCCUGUGUGGGUGAGCAGCGUUGGCUCAAGUGGGUCGGUGUUCAUGAACCUUGUGAUUUUGGUGGAAACAAGGUUGGGUGAUGGCAUUGAAGCGUGGGUGAGCUUGGACGAGCACGACAUGGCUCUUCUAGAAUGCAACCAGGAGCUCCUCAACUUCGUUUCGAUGGAUCCCAGCCCUUUUAGCUUGUUUUGUUUCUAGCCAAUAAUAGUAGUUCCGUUUCGUUUAUUUA
Molecule: messenger RNA, 1978 nt
Organism: Ziziphus jujuba (common jujube)
Lineage: Eukaryota; Viridiplantae; Streptophyta; Magnoliopsida; Rosales; Rhamnaceae
Product: stemmadenine O-acetyltransferase
Exons: 1
Coding region: 582-1712 (376 amino acids)
Source: RefSeq, a predicted model, not a curated record